UCUCUCGUACAUGCAGUGAGUUAGAUACAUAUUCGACGGAUAACAUCCGCCUGCUGCCUUCUGUCGCGUAUCUGUACUAAUGAUUUGCCUCAGUUAGUCGGUUGUUUUGUGAAUAUAUACUCGGAUCGAAACUAACUUCAGCUUCAACUUCGACAAGGGGCAGUAUAUAGAGGAAACCUCAGAGCCGCAAGAGCGCUACAGCAAGUAUCUUGGAGGUACGGCAGAUCUCACAAAAGAAUACACACACUGAAUUUAUUCCAACCGCGUUCGCGCAACAACAAAAAUAAUAGAUAAAGCGACAUCAACAUAAAUAAUUACGAAAAUGCGCCAAGAAAUAAAAAGCGCAGAUAAAUUUCAAUCGUAUUAAAGCCAAAGAAUCUGGCUAUUUGUUUGUGUUGAACGAGUGUAAGUGGGGGGUACAAACAGCUGUUGGGGCAACAAAAGCAUCCACCUCACAGAAUUUUCUGAGUGCUGAAUACAUUUCGACAGCAGACGCAAACGACAACAAAACAAUACUACGAUUCUCCCACUUUCCGUGCUGGUAAAAACGUAGCACUUGUGUUUCUCCAAUCAGUAACAAGCUGCCAACUACACUUGCUAAAAGGCAAAUGCGCCAUUCCUAUUAAGAACGAGUCCAGCUAACAUCACCCGCGUUAUGUUUUUACGAAGAAUGCUCUUCCUGGCCGGCCUGGUGCUGCUGUUCGGAGGACUCCCGCACCUCACCUCCCCCACAACGACGACCAGCUUGGUGGCCGCCAUGUCCAUCGCCAACCAGGACUUGGAGCGCUACUUCAGACCAGGCAACGGCACGCACACCUUCUCAGGCAUGGAGGACCGCAUUGCCGUCGACGUCUACAACUACGCCUAUCUCAACUGGUCUUACGUGGACCACGCCAACGUGCUGUGCAACAUGGACUUCCCCCAGGAGCAGGCUCGCUACGGGGAAGGCAAGGUGCUGAACGUCACGGGGCGUCUAAUCCACAUCAGCGCCACGGAGAACGUCAGCGAUGACUACGCGUGCACCCCUUACAUCCGGGGAACUCUGGGAGCUCCCACGCCGGAGAAGGGUGUGUCCUGGAUAGCCUUGGUCCGCCGGGGACGCUGCACCUUUGAGGAAAAAGUCAAGCAUGUCUACCAGCAGAACGCCGCCGGUGUCAUUAUAUACAAUGACAAACAAGUGAUGCAGCUGGAAAAGAUGCAGAUCAAGGGAAAAACCAGAAAUAUUGCCGCAGUGAUAACGUAUCAGCAUAUUGGCCAGGAUCUGGCCAUGACCCUUGAUAGGGGCUACAAUGUCACCAUCUCCAUCGUCGAGGGGCGACGUGGUGUACGCACCGUCAGCAGCUUAAAUAGGACGUCAGUGCUGUUCGUGUCCAUAUCAUUUAUAGUUUUAAUGAUUAUUUCGCUGGUGUGGCUCAUUUUCUACUACGUUCAGAGGUUUCGUUAUAUGCAGGCAAAAGAUCAACAAUCGCGCAAUCUGUGCUCUGUUACCAAGAAGGCUAUCAUGAAGAUCCCAACGAAGACGGGAAAAAGCAGCGACGAGAAGGACUUGGACAGCGACUGCUGCGCCAUUUGCAUCGAGGCCUACAAGCCCACGGACACCAUUCGGAUACUGCCAUGCAAACACGAGUUCCACAAAAACUGCAUCGAUCCGUGGCUCAUCGAGCACCGGACCUGCCCCAUGUGCAAGCUCGACGUGUUGAAGUUCUACGGAUACGUGGUGGGUGACCAAAUAUAUCAAACCCCCAGUCCGCAGCACCCAGCGCCCAUUGCCGCGGUGACUGGGGGCCAGCCCUCCAUCGAGGAGGUGCCCGUCAUUGUUGUGGCCCUGCCGACAGGACAGCCCAUCCUCCAGGAGCUGCAGGCCUCCAACAUGAGUAGUUUCGCUCCCAGCCACUAUCUUCCGCGUAGUAGUAGUCCUAGCAGUAGUGUCCACCCCCAGCUGCCACCGCUUGCGUACCAACACCACCCGCUGCAGUUGGCAGCGGAGCGCGGGAGACGCAACUCAGCUCCCGCCACAAUGCCAAACACCAUCAUUUGUACUGCCAGUCAUCAGGUCACCGACGUUUAAGUCAUCUUCGAACCCACGAAUAAGUCUAAGGCCCAACAUCUACGGCAUAUUCAGAAGUAAGCUGCAGAUUGCUCCUUUCAUCAUUUCACGGAUUAACUUUUCUUGAGCUUGCUAAAUUCGAAGUGCAGUAGUGCCGACCCAUGGUAACGAAAAGGCUUUGGUACUUUGGUACCAUAUAUCCGAUCAUUUGUAAAUAAUACCAUGUAAGAACUGUGUACUUAAAAGCGGAUAUGAAGACUUUAAUUUUAGUUAUACAUGAACCCCACGCAUAUGAAUACGUAUUUAAGCUACCAUACAAAAAACCGAUAGAAGUUCAACUUGAAAACGGAAUUACGAUAAACUUAAAUCGCAUAGGGUUUAAGUAAAUACUUAAGUUUUGUGUAAGUGUAACAAUUGUCGAUACAACUAUAUAACUACGCCUACCUAAAAUACUAUACCAAUACAAUUAAAACAGUGACUAUAUUUAAAACUGUAGAGGAUUAGUGUUGAAUGCAAUAAUUUUAGCAAAGUCAACGACUGAUUUGCUAGUCAAAGCUCUGCCGAUUAGACACAUAAAGAGAUAAACAAAUCAAUCGCACUCAGCGCACAUUAUGUAAUAAUAUUUACUGUAAUAUCGAAGGUGCCAAAGUAUCUGUUUUAAGUUGUUUACAUUUAAUAAAUCGAUUAGUUUUUUUAAGAGCCCUCAUUUGUUUCAACUCUACACGUCUUUAUGCCGUUAAUUUUUUUCAAUUGAUCUUGGAUUGUUUUAUUUUUACAUACAGUUGGCUUGUGUAGUAUUUACUUUAUGUUCUUUUUCUGGAUUAUAGCUCGAUUUGAUAGUUUUACCAUACAAUAUAUACAAAUUAAACAAGACCACGCUGACUGUUUGGAAUUGCCAAAAAGUCGUAGAUAAUCUCUGAUAAACCCCUCUAACAAAUUGUGGACUCAAACAUUUUUAAGAACCAACCAAUAAACAUAUUACUUUUGAA
Molecule: messenger RNA, 3036 nt
Organism: Drosophila ficusphila
Lineage: Eukaryota; Metazoa; Arthropoda; Insecta; Diptera; Drosophilidae
Gene: gol
Product: protein goliath
Exons: 6
Coding region: 656-2068 (470 amino acids)
Source: RefSeq, a predicted model, not a curated record